Sphaeramia orbicularis (orbiculate cardinalfish) is the source of this 2770-nucleotide messenger RNA. RefSeq names its product gamma-aminobutyric acid type A receptor subunit alpha4 (gene gabra4). Bases 248 to 1921 code for a protein of 557 amino acids. Gene Ontology annotation, biological process: monoatomic ion transmembrane transport. Gene Ontology annotation, cellular component: membrane. The record is from RefSeq and is a predicted model, not a curated record. Gene Ontology annotation, molecular function: extracellular ligand-gated monoatomic ion channel activity; GABA-A receptor activity. The transcript has 9 exons. Lineage: Eukaryota; Metazoa; Chordata; Actinopteri; Kurtiformes; Apogonidae.
UCCGCACCAGCAGCAACCUGGAUCCGAGGUGACCGGGACUAUAGGGGUGGAGGUGUUGCGGGUGAAAGGAGAAGGUGCGUUUGUGCGCGCGGUGUUUGUGCGUCUCUGUUGCGCGGAGGAGAUCCUGCGGUGGAGCGGAGGACAGCUUUAAACUUGCUACUUUCCAGUUUCUUUUCCUUUCCCUCCUCCUGGACAAAGGCAUCUGCCGUGGUGAGAUGUGAAGAGGCUUGAAGUAUGGCAUGCAAACAUGGUUUCUGCCAAGAAGAAGGAGAUGGUGACAGCGCCGCGCGCCGCUUCCGUCCGGACCCUCUUCUACUUUUUCUGUUUGACUGUUUGUGUGAAGAAAAUCUGUGGACAGACAAGGAAGGAUGAAAGGAUCUAUCCAGAGAAUUUUACACGCAUUUUAGACCGACUUCUGGAUGGUUAUGACAACAGGCUGCGACCUGGCUUCGGAGGGCCUGUGACUGAGGUCAAGACAGACAUUUAUGUGACCAGUUUUGGGCCUGUCUCAGAUGUUGAAAUGGAGUACACAAUGGACGUGUUCUUUCGACAGACGUGGGUGGACCGGAGGUUGAUGUAUGAGGGCCCCAUAGAGAUUCUGAGGCUCAACAAUCUGAUGGUGACUAAGGUGUGGACUCCGGACACCUUCUUCAGGAAUGGCAAGAAGUCGGUGGCUCACAACAUGACAGCUCCCAACAAGCUCUUUCGCAUCAUGAAGAACGGCACUAUUCUCUACACCAUGAGGUUGACCAUCAGCGCUGAAUGUCCCAUGAAGCUUGUGGACUUCCCCAUGGAUGGACAUGCAUGUCCCCUCAAGUUUGGAAGCUAUGCCUAUCCUAAAACUGAGAUGAUCUAUACUUGGACCAAAGGGCCUCAGCAUUCAGUGGAGGUCCCUCCUGAGUCCUCCAGCCUCGUUCAGUAUGACCUCAUCGGCCAGACGGUCUCCAGUGAAACCAUCAAAUCCAUCACAGGUGAAUAUGUGGUGAUGACGGUCUACUUCCACUUGAAACGUAAAAUGGGCUACUUCAUGAUCCAGACGUAUAUCCCCUGCAUAAUGACAGUAAUCCUCUCCCAAGUGUCCUUCUGGAUAAAUAAAGAAUCGGUCCCAGCACGCACAGUUUUCGGCAUCACCACUGUUCUGACCAUGACAACGCUCAGCAUCAGUGCUCGCCACUCCCUUCCUAAGGUCUCCUACGCCACAGCCAUGGACUGGUUCAUUGCUGUGUGCUUUGCCUUUGUUUUCUCUGCCCUCAUCGAGUUUGCUGCUGUUAACUACUUUACCAACACGGAGACUGAGCGGGCCAAGAAGAAGCCGGCCAAAUGUCCCCCGGUGCCCCAGAGCACACCUGUCAAGGUCAAGGACACAGAGGAAGUGCUGCAGCAAAACCCAGAUUCGAACGGCAACUUGAGGAAGCGGAUGAAUUACAUUACCCACCAAGACGUAGGCGCUCACCAGAGGGCCCAGUCCACCACCAACAUUUCAGGAGUGGGAAGGUCGAGACCGCUGCGACCAUUCGCCGGCGGAGCCAACGGCAGCUCGUCCACGCUCUCUCGUUCCAGCCCCAAGUCCGAGAGCCUGCUGAGCGUGGCCUCGUCCUCGGCCCAGCUGGUGAAGAGUACGCCUCAGGCCGCUGCCUCCACACCGGACGUGAUGGCGGCGACGCCGUGCAAGCAGAACGCCAGCUCCUCCUCGUCUCUGCAGCAUCUGCUAGGGCCAAAGCUGGAGCACAUCCAGAUGAUGGGCAAUAAACUGGAGAUAAAGCAGACCCCGUGCUCGCAGCCCACCACUGCUGGGAUGGGUGGAACCAGCAAAAUAGACAAGUACGCACGGAUCCUGUUCCCAGUUUCCUUUGGGGCUUUUAAUAUGGUCUACUGGGUAGUUUACCUAUCAAAGGACACCAUGGUGGCUAAAGGUGGCUAAAAUCUGAUUGCAAAAAAUGCAGAAGAAUCAUUUUCUUUGAUUGAUGGAUGGAAAUAAGGAUUAUGGGUAUUUGCAAACAGUAACAGGAAACUGCGGUUCUUGCCAAACUUUUGACAAAAUGUGCUUGCCGAGCAAAUCCACAACCUGGAGAAGACAUUCAGAAUGUGUUUAUUUUUUCCUUCUUAGGGUCCUCGUACAGCAAGCAUGGGAACAAAUCAACCAAAUUAGAAAUAUCUGACUCAACAUAAGAAAGAACACCUGCACAAUACGGAAUAUGCUACUGUCCUCUUUUUAUCACGCUACGUUGGACUGUAAAAGGUCUUCAUCGGCUUCAACUGCCUGCUGAUCCCUUUUGGCCUGCAGUCGAGAUGAAACAUGGGAUUUUUUUCAUUUUCCUAUUUUUGUACCCUGCACUUGGUGAGAUGUUUGGAUGUGUGUACCACAGUCCUAAACAAACUGCAUUACUGCUAUGUAAAUACAUAUCGUAAAUAUAUAUAUUUAUUAGGAAAACUGAUUUAUAUUUCAUGAUUACAGUGUACUAACAAUUGAAUUCUUGUUGCUAUGGUACCUGUGCAAGCAGGCAAGACAAUGCCAAGGUAAAUGAUCAUCAAGUACUAAAAGAUUCUGGUGGUAUUCACUUAUUUUAAUAACCUCUUUACAGUCACCAGGUUGAGAUGUAUCUAAGGGUUAGGAUAAGGGUUACACCUGAGCUAAGCUAACUCAUGCAGUUUAGACUGUGUUUUAGCCACAUGCUAAACACGGAAUGUAGAUUUUAUCUUUCAAAUUACGUCGAAUCCAGGUAUUUUGUGCUUACAGUUCCUCUAUUAGCCCUAAUCCUAAACCUAGGGG